UGAGGCUGUCCGCCCAGAGUGCCCGCCCCCUCCCUCCGGUGCAGGUGCUGAACGCUGCCCCCCCCCAAGCUCGUCCUAACCCCAGGGCCCUGAGCCCGCAGCCGCCCCCAGGGGAGAGCAGUUUGUUGGGGUGUGUGGACGCAGGCGGGCGGCUGCAGCAGGCAGGCGGUGGGUGAGGCAGGACGGGGCGCGGUGCUGCCAGGUCUCGGCGAGGUGGGAGACCCCUCCUGCUGCUGGCACCCUCGAGGUCAGUGCAAGCUCAGCAGUGGUGCCAGGCUGUCCGAGGCCCAGCGGUCUGAGCCGCCCGCACGCGCUGAGCGCAGGCCCCGCCGAGACACGGCCCCGAGCUCUGAGGCCCGGUUCUUGAUUCCUGGCUCAGGAAGCUCUGCUGUUGGGGCUUUCCUGUCCUUCCUGGCCACUCCCUGCCGGCCAAGCCGUCCGGCACCGCUGUCCCCUCCCUCCCACACCCCGUGAGCAUUGUGAAUCCUGGGGAGGCUGUGGCCUCGGGACGGGGCUGUGCGCCCCUCCCGGCCCCUCCUCUGUGACCCCGGGGUCAUUUGCUGAGUGUGGGCUGGAAAUGCCUCUUACAAAAGCAGCACCAGGGCCCCCCCAUGAAGACCCGCGUGGCUGAUGGUGUCACGGGGUUCGUGAAACCGCAUCCUGCCAGGAUGAGGGCCUGGACACACGGGCCUGCGGCGACGGGCGGUGAUCGGGGCUGUGGCCGCUGCGGGUGGGUCUCCUCCUUGGGGGCGAGCGGGUCUGUCAGCACAGCGACCUACAAUCACGACUGUGGAAAGUCUCACUGUGCCGGGAGCUGCUGGAAACCCCAGGCCGAGGCCAAGGCGAUAUUCCUGGGGGGUCUGGGGCUGUGUCCCUUGUCCUGGGACCCACGAUUGCUGUCAGUGAAGGGAGACCACAGCCCCCCGUUUCUACCCCGAGCCUGCAAGGCUGUGAUGACGGGAGAUACAGAGUGUGGAUUGUGGGGUCACCAGGAUACGUUCAUCAUGCCUGGCCUGGCCCCCAGUUCCUAGCUCACAGCCCCCCGCCCCAGGCCCCGGAAUUCCCUCCCUGUUGGGACUAAAGAGGUGUCUCUUGUGUGCGUGUGUGACUUGGGCAAACAUGUACGGAGGGGCCAGGGAAACCACAGAACACUCCACCAUGUACGGUGGCCAGGGAAACCACAGAACACAGAACAGAGAGUGGGAACUGCAGUCACGCCCCAUCCUGGGGAAGUGCGGCUGGAGGCAGAGUUCACCGUCGGGGGUCAGUGAGUCCAGGCUGUGUCCAUGUAGGAAGCCCCACAACAUCCCCAGGAGGGGUUCAGAGCUCCGGCCAGGGGCACACACGGAGGUCUGGAGAGAUGGCCCUGGAGGGCGCGGGUGCCCCUGCCCUGCCCCAGGCCUGGCCCUGCACACCUCUCCCGCCCGCUGCUGCUGAGCGAAGCCCUCCGUGUGCACCAGGGGCCAGCAAGGGUCCGUGGGCCCAUGAGGACGCAGCUGUCCUGUUCCACAGCCUGCCCGUCCCGCAGAAGCUCAGGUGGCGCCUGGAAGGGAGGAGGGGCGUGGGGUCCUCUGAUGGGCCCAGGUGACCCCCAGAGCAGGACCGAGGUACAGGGUGGCCUUGGGGGACGUGCCUUGUGUGCGGACACCGGUGGGCAGGUCAGAACCGAGGGGACUCUCAGGACCCCUGGGGCUCAUUCCCGGGCUGCGGGCCUGGCCGGUGCCGCCCGCUCCCCCAGGAGGGUGGGUGUGGCUGAGCCCACGUCCCCCGCCCCGGGCCCGCGUUUCCAUUUGAUGUGAGUCCGCCGUGUCCAGUAAGGGAUUUCCUCCUCAUAUUGGCAGUUUCGCAACCGGGACACUCCUACAUGAGGACAGAAAAUGGAAUGAAGGGGAGGGUGACCGGGGCGGGUGGACGUGUGUCCCCUGGGCGUGACACUGCCCGGGUGAGCGGCCAGGUGCGGUCUCUGGACCUGCGAGUGACCCUCUGGUGCCGCGAGCAGGUGUUUGCAGUCUCCUUAGAAGUGAUUGGGCGCCGCGGCCUGAGGGUGGAGCUGGCCCCAGGAGGCCCCGGGGCAGAGGCAGAGUCCCGGCAGCACACACAAGGCUGUGAAGCGCCGUGGACGCAAGCACUGGAAGGCUUGGGCCAGGCCAUGUCUUCAUAUGUGGCGACAUCAUCCCUGGGUAUGCUGACCUCAUUGCUCUGUAUGUUGAUGUCAUCAAUCUACACAGUGACGUUGUUGCUCUGUGUAAUGACGUCAUAACCUUGCAUGGCGAUGAUGCCGUUGUUCUGCAUGGCGACGGUCCUCACUCUGCAUGGUGAUGUCAUCACCCUGCGUGAUGAUGUCAUCACCCCGGGCGGUGAUGUCACCGGUGUCUGUGUAAGCCUGGACCCCGUCGUGGGCUGACACUUCUCCCGACUGCGUGCCGCGCCCGGCUGCCCUGCUUCUGAGUCCACCGGCGCCGCGAAGGCCUUGCCCACGGGGAGCUGGAGUCGCGGUCUUGGGGGGGCAUAUUCAGGGGCCUGGCUUCUAAAGUCGUUUAGGGAGAGGGCUGCUCGGGGCUGGCCUGCCCCGCCGGGAGCUUGCUGUGGCCCCAGCAGCUCUGGGACUGGAUCUGGUGGCGUCUCCACGAAGGAGGCCAUGCUUCUGUUCAUCCAUUCAGCCCACAGACCCCAGUGUGUCCUGCAGAGUCUGUCCACGUGGCCCUGGGGCAGAAGGGGCGUCUCGCAAGGGACUGAGAAACAGGCCAUGGUGGCCAGAGCCGGGCCAUGGAGCCAGAACUCGGUGCGGCCGCGAGCCUGGGUGGGUCUAGUUAAAAAUGGCCAGUGGGCAAGUGGGAGUCGAGGGGCUGAGCUUGAGCUUUGGAUGUGAAAGGAAUCUGCAGACACAACUGUGACCGAUGGCCCGGGCUGGCUUCCCAGAGUGGGGGCUCCGCCAGGACAGCGAAGCCCCUGGGGCUGCCCCCUCCCCAGCCCCCAAGAUCCUGAGCCUCUGCAGGUAUUUCCACGGGAAGCUGCUGCCAGGACGGGUUCAUCCUGACACUGGGAUGGUGUACUGAGCAGCCUGGCUCCGGGUGGGAGGGGCCCGGCUCAGCCGCCACCCGCCUUAGAGCAGCAGGCAGCUUAGAGCCUGCUGGCAGCGGGUGCAGCAGCGGCUGCUGGGGGCUCUCUAGUCCGACUGGGAGCAGAGCUGGCCCAGCACCCCAGAGGGCGUGGCUCCGGGCAGCCUAUGCCUGAGCCAGGAAGUCCCGAGGGGCCGCUCUCCCUGCCUGAUCCCGUGUGGCAAUAACAAGAGGGAGCAGCAAAACAUGGGAGGCGGAAGAGAAGGGGCAGAGAAACCCGAUCUGCUGGGAGGGAGCUGAGACGAGCCUCCCGGAGCACCUGCCUGGGCCACACAGAGCCCUGCCGAGCCAGCUGACGGAGGCUGUCAGCAUGGGGAGAAGGCUCCAGGCGCAAGAUGAGGCCAGCCCCCAGGUGCACCCCUGCAGCAGGCGGAGUUCGGGGAGCUGAGCCCCAGCGGGCCCUGGGCGCAGGGCGGGACCCGUGGACCAGCUGGAGCGUGCCCGUCCCGGAGGCAUGCCGGCCCCCACGCGCUACCUCUUCGCGGUCCCUGUCUCCUGCAUGAUCCUGCUCAUCGCCUUCUACGUGUUCAGCUUCGGGAGGGAGCAGAGCUUCCAGCUCAACAACUCGGAGUCUUUGCUCCUCACCCAAGCCUGCACGUCCUUCAUCGAAGGCAAAACCCCGUUCCUGUGGAGACGCAAGCUCAGGAUCCAAGAGCAGGCCUCCUGCCGGGACUACCUCACCCAGAGCCACUACAUCUCGGCCCCGCUGUCGCGGGAGGAGGCCGCCUUCCCGCUGGCCUACGCCAUGGUGGUGCACAAGGACUUCGGCACCUUCGAGCGGCUCUUCCGGGCCGUGUACGCGCCCCAGAACGUGUACUGCGUGCACGUGGACCAGAAGGCCGGCGCCGACUUCCAGCAGGCCGUGGAACAUCUACUGAGCUGCUUCCCCAACGCCUUCCUGGCCUCCAAGACAGAGCCGGUGGUGUACGGGGGCAUCUCGCGGCUGCAGGCCGACCUGCACUGCCUGGCGGACCUGGCGGGCUCGCGGGUGCCCUGGAGGUACGUGCUCAACACCUGCGGGCAGGACUUCCCCCUGCGGACCAACCGGGAGAUCGUGCGGUACCUGAAGGGCCUCCGAGGGCAGAACAUCACCCCGGGGGUGCUGCCCCCCGCGCACGCAGUGCCCAGGACCCGCUAUGUGCACCGGGAGCACCUGGGCCCGGAGGCCUCCUACGUGAUCAGGACCUCGGCGCUGAAGGCGCCUCCGCCCCACAACCUGACCGUCUACUUUGGCUCGGCCUACGUGGCGCUGACCAGGGCCUUCGUGGACUUCAUCCUGUACGACCAGAGGGCGGUGGACCUGCUGCAGUGGUCCCGGGACACCUUUAGCCCCGAUGAGCACUUCUGGGUGACCCUCAACCGCAUCCCAGGUAGGCGACCCGUCGGGCAGGGCCUGUGCCCGCGCUUGGCCACCCCCAGCCUGGCCCUGUGCGUCGGAAACGUGAGCCCAUGGAAUUGCUCGCCCCCAGCCCCCUGUGACUGCGGUGGAGCAGGUGUCCAGUGGGGUGCGCCGAACCUGUCACCAUGUCUCCACUGCGGUCGGGCCUGCCAGUCCCAGGCCUCAGCCCCCUGCAGCCCUCCCAGCCACCUACUCCCAGCCUCCUGCCCGCAGGAGCUGUGUACCCCCUGCCUGCUUCCUCGGAGGCCUGCACCCCAGAGCCGGCGUGUUCACAGCGUGCCACAUGAGGGGGCUUCAUCUCGUCCAUGGCCCCGAGCCCAGAGAAGCAGGGUCAUUCAUUCCUCUUGUUCCCGCUGUGUCCUCCAGGCUCGGGAAGUGGUCAGUCGCUGGACAUUAGGCCAGCAAAUGAGCCCCCGAGGUGCUGCUGUGGCUCCUGGCACCCCCAGACCGCACACUCUUACCUGUGCCACCUCACUCUGCAGCUCCCUCACCUCUAAAACACAUCAGAUAAAGUGAGAUCCUGAGGAAGCUCCUUUCUUGCCCAGCAGAACUUUUCUACCUCUCCCGAGGGACCGUCCCAGGGUUUUGAAAUGAGACCAAACCCUGGGGUUUGAUCUCUUCCCCUCCCUGCCCGCCUGCCUGAAGGAGAAACAAAAUGGGCCUGGUGGGUGUGGCUGCGCGGCUCAGCAGGGGAGGCAGCAUUGUUCUCUUCUGGGGGAUUGCCAACUGGGCACAGGGCUGCUGCGCUGGGGUGCAGGCCGUGUGCACACUGAGUUUCCUGGACCCUGGCUGGCUGGCCCGGUGGGUGGGCACCGCUGCCCGGUCCCCCUCCCCCGUCGCAACUGCGGGCCUUAACUUACCUGCCAUUUCCUGCAUAGCAUCUGGGCUUACCCGGCACUUAGACUUCAUACUUAAAUAUGUAUUCCCUUUCCAUUUUUAUUAUUGCCGGGAGGUUCGUAAAAGUGGGGAACUAGUCAGGGCUGGGUCUCCCUGGGCCAGGCUCAGUGUCCGGGAAUCGGGAAGUCAAGGGGAGGAGGUUCCGCCCUCUCCUGCACCCCCUUCCUCCCUGUCGCCACACAGGUGACACAUGAAGUGGCCUCCAACCUGGGUCUCGACCAGCCAGGGCAUGGGGAGACCAGACCAGGCCCCAGUCACUGACUCGCCUGCAGCUGAAGGCAGUGAGGGCUUCCUGGAGGAAGCGGCAGGCCACACUCACCCCUAGGGCUCCCUGCCCAGGAGGGCAGGCACGGAGUGGCCUCUGCACACAGGCAGCGCCUUUGCCUCAUGAAAGCACCGUGGGGACACGUGGCACUGAGUGUGCCAAGGGCUUCCUCGUACGCUGGCUCCUGAGCUCUGCUCAGAACCCGCAGCAGGACAGCUGCCCCCGUUCUGAAGAUGAGGCCAUCUAGGAUGAAAACAAGUGAUUUGGCCAAAGACAAAGGUCGCCGGCCACUGCCAAGAAAAAGAGUGAAAACUGUCACCUGGGGAAGCAGAGGCGGAACGUGGGUGCCCGACGCCCGCCCUCACAGGGCUGGGAGGGUCACCGCAGCAGCCGGCGGGGGUCUCUCGGGUCUGGGGCCCUGGAGAGAGUCCCCCCACCUUCUGCCGUCCACCUCUCCCCAGGACUGCUGUCUCCCGCACAUGAGCAGGGAGCCAGGUAGGGCGGGAGCGGAUCCCGACUCGGUGCGACGCCAGGAGCCCCGUCCCCAUCACAGACAGCUGGGCGGGGUGCAGGGCUG
Molecule: messenger RNA, 6257 nt
Organism: Talpa occidentalis (Iberian mole)
Lineage: Eukaryota; Metazoa; Chordata; Mammalia; Eulipotyphla; Talpidae
Product: N-acetyllactosaminide beta-1,6-N-acetylglucosaminyl-transferase-like
Exons: 1
Coding region: 3574-5034 (486 amino acids)
Biological process (GO): transforming growth factor beta receptor signaling pathway
Cellular component (GO): membrane
Molecular function (GO): acetylglucosaminyltransferase activity
Source: RefSeq, a predicted model, not a curated record